Molecule: messenger RNA, 1221 nt
Organism: Fusarium vanettenii 77-13-4
Lineage: Eukaryota; Fungi; Ascomycota; Sordariomycetes; Hypocreales; Nectriaceae
Exons: 2
Source: RefSeq, a predicted model, not a curated record
AUGCAUCUAGUCAAGUUCUUCCUGGCUACUUGCCUUUCUCAGGCAUGGAAUGUCUCCGCUCGGCCACGCCCCCAGGCCGAAGAGGCAUGCACCCCUCAUGAUGACCAUUGGCAUUGUCCUCCUGGUGUACAGCCACCCACCACGCCUCCCGGUCAACCUGAUCCUACGAGCACGGCGCAACCUCAGCCAACCAUCACCGCCCCCCCAGCAACAACUUGCUUAACCUUCCUUCGGUACAUGAACCCAAAGUACUCAACCUCGGGUGCAGUCUUCUCUGGUUACUCUGUUCUCUGGUAUUCCUCAGAGGGCACGUACACUCGAAGCACUGGUGUCAUCACCGUUACCAACACCUUGUUCUACGAUUCCAACGCUUUGUCAUCUGAGGGUUACGACAUCACCACCAAGACAUCCACCCGGACGACCUGUGUGACUCAAACCACCGAUGGCCCAUCAGCAACCUGUUCCCCACAUGGAGAUCACUGGCAUUGUCCCCCAGGUGUUGAAGAACCCACGACGCCUCCUCCACAGGAGACAACGACAUCUCCCCCAACAGAACCCACGGGAACCUGCUCCCCACAUGGCGACCAUUGGCACUGCCCCCCUGGGGUCGAGGAGCCUACGACGCCUCCUGCUCAAGAACCUACCGGAACUUGCUCUCCUCAUGGUGAUCACUGGCAUUGUCCUCCUGGAGUUGAACAACCAACAACACCUCCGCCUCAAGAGACUACAACUACUCCAAAGGAACCCACGGGAACUUGUUCCCCCCAUGGAGAUCACUGGCACUGCCCUCCGGGAGUUGAAGAGCCCACUACGCCACCCUCGCAGGAAACCACAACUACUCCGAAAGAACCCACCGGGACCUGCUCUCCUCAUGGCGAUCACUGGCAUUGUCCUCCUGGCGUUGAAGAGCCCACAACACCUCCCCCAAUCAUCACGUCCAAGUCGACUUUGACCACAGGCAAGGAUGAGCCUACGGGAACUUGUUCCCCCCACGGAGAUCACUGGCAUUGCCCCCCUGGAGUUGAGGAACCUACGACUCCUCCUCCUAUCAUCACUUCCAAGACAACGGUGACUACGGGUAAGGAUGAGCCCACAGGAACUUGCUCUCCUCACGGCGACCACUGGCACUGUCCUCCUGGCGUUGAAGAGCCCACGACACCUCCCCCAGUCAUUACAUCCAAGACAACCAAGACCACACCCAAGGAUGAGCCCACUGGUACA